This is a messenger RNA of Botrytis cinerea B05.10, 1923 nucleotides long. RefSeq names its product Bcgal7 (gene Bcgal7). Gene Ontology annotation, molecular function: zinc ion binding; UDP-glucose:hexose-1-phosphate uridylyltransferase activity. The transcript is spliced from 6 exons. Gene Ontology annotation, cellular component: cytoplasm. Bases 488 to 1636 code for a protein of 382 amino acids. Lineage: Eukaryota; Fungi; Ascomycota; Leotiomycetes; Helotiales; Sclerotiniaceae. Gene Ontology annotation, biological process: beta-D-galactose catabolic process via UDP-galactose, Leloir pathway. The record is from RefSeq and is a predicted model, not a curated record.
GGCAAACAACAUAUUUUUAUCGGAAAUCCUCGUAUCUUUUUAACCAUACUUCCACUACACUUUCACGUCAAUAUACCACGCGUUUUCCACACAUUUUCUCAUUCACUUCCACCACUGAUCUAUUCCUAUCAUGCCAUCACAUGCCUUGCUAAGUGCUUACUCAUACACACACAACACACAUUAAUUGCUCUAUAAUAUUACCACAUCACUUCACCUCAGACUGAUCUAGAGCCUCAUGAAUCAUGAUAUAAUAUCUAGUCGGCUCUUCCAGCGGCCGACUAGUUCCUAAGAGAAUUUUGCUGUGGUUGCCCAAAAGUAAUUUCCCUUCCUCUGAGUCUCUGACAUCCUCAUUACCCCACUUCGCGGAUAAACAACCGAACAAAGUUAAGCCCCGCCAUUUCAUUCGAUUUUGCGGAGUAACAUCACGAGCAACCAAAAGUGGAAGGUCGAGAUAGGAAAAAAAACUUGGAAGGAACCACAUAGAAAUAUGCCAGAAAAGAUCCUAGACGACAUCUCACACAGGAGAUUUAACCCAUUGCGGGGUAGUUGGCUUCUUGUGUCCCCUCAUCGUACCAAGAGACCAUGGCAAGGACAGCAAGAAGCGGCUUCGAAGAUUACACUUCCGGAAUAUGACGCUGCAUGUUACCUAUGUCCAGGAAAUAAACGCGCGCAGGGAGACUCAAACCCACAGUACAAAGACACUUUCGUUUUUGUGAAUGAUUACAGUGCGGUUAAGGAGGUUCAAGCUGAGUAUGCGCAGGAUGGGGAAUCAAAAGAUCUCUCGAACACUCUUCUACGCGCGGAGCCCGUUACAGGAAAAUGCUAUGUUCUAACAUUCUCUCCCUCGCACAACCUCACACUCGCAGACCUCACUCCUGCUCAGAUUCUUCCCGUCAUACAGACAUGGACAGAGAUCUACGCCGCACAUCUGUCUCCUUCAUCGCCUCUGGCAAGUGUUGCUCAACCUACCACCCUUGCACCCUCAGGUCAUAAUAUUGGAGCCCCAAAUCAACAGUAUAAAUGGAUGCAAAUCUUCGAGAAUAAAGGUGCCGCAAUGGGUUGUUCGAAUCCUCAUCCUCAUGGACAAAUCUGGACUACGACUGGAUUGCCUGAAGAGCCUGCUUCCGAACUCGUCAAUCUUCUUAAAUAUCGACAGGAAAACUCUGGUCGUCAUUUGUUGGAAGAUUAUGUUAAGCUUGAGAUGGAAAAGGAAGAAAGAAUCGUAUUUCAAAAUGACAGCUUCUUGGUAGUUUGUCCAUGGUGGGCAACCUGGCCAUUUGAGGUUAUGAUCAUUAGUAAGACACAUAAAAGAGGUCUAGUUGAUUUGAACGAUGCAGAGAAACUGGGAUUUGCGGAGGCUGUUGCGGAAGUCACGAGAAGAUAUGAUAAUUUGUUCGAGACUAGCUUUCCUUACAGCUCCGGCAUUCACCAAGCUCCCUUGGAAGGUACUGAGGAGGAGAUCAAUGCUUCUUACUUGCACAUGCAUUUCUAUCCUCCUCUUCUUAGAAGUGCAACCGUGAGAAAGUUCCUGGUCGGAUAUGAAUUAAUGGCCGAACCACAAAGAGAUAUCACUCCAGAGCAGGCGGCUGCUAAGUUAAGAGCAUGUGGCGGAGAAUUGUACAGGAAGAAGUUGUAGAGGCAUACAUGGAAAUGGCCAAUUGGCAAAAAGAGGGCUUGGGCAGGAAUGUCAAACGACAAAUCUAGAAUUUGGUAGGAUUCAAAAAAUAGAUUCUAGACAUGCAUCUCGCUCAACCAAUGUACGUACUCUCUGAUGUAAAUGCUAGCUCGGCUACCCAACGCGUAUUGAAGCAGUUAGAACUCAGAACUGGCGUAGAUAACAGGGCUCUCGAUGUAGUGAGUGAAAUCUCGAGAUGUGUAUUGAAUUUAGAUGGAGAAUAUCAUCGGAUGAAAAUCGAACUGUAA